Molecule: messenger RNA, 1662 nt
Organism: Plasmodium vinckei vinckei
Lineage: Eukaryota; Apicomplexa; Aconoidasida; Haemosporida; Plasmodiidae
Product: cytoplasmic tRNA 2-thiolation protein 2, putative
Exons: 1
Coding region: 1-1662 (553 amino acids)
Biological process (GO): tRNA wobble position uridine thiolation
Cellular component (GO): cytosol
Molecular function (GO): tRNA binding; sulfurtransferase activity
Source: RefSeq, a predicted model, not a curated record
AUGAAUAGCAAAAAUAUGGAAGACAAAUCAAAUGACAUUAAUAAUGAAAAAAUAAAUUUAUCAAUCUGCUAUAAAUGUAAAAAAAAAAAUGCUUCAGUUUCUACAAGGGAAAAGUCAUGUAAAGACUGCUUUUUAUUAUUAGUAGAAUAUACAUUUAAAAAUACUUUAAGAGAAAAAUGUUUGUUUAAAAGCAAACCAGGUUUUUGUAACUACAAAGGAAAGGGCAAAACUGAGCAAACGAAAAAAAAUGAUAAUACCAAUAGCAGUAGAAAUAAUAAUGAGAAAAAGAAAAAUGAAGACAAAACACCAAUUAUGAAAAAUAACCACAUUGAUGAAAAUUUCCAAAAAACAAAUGGACCAAAGGAAUAUAGUAAAAAUGAUAACACCUUUGAAAGAUCCCAAAACAAAAAAAAAACUACAAUAGCAUUUUCUGGAGAAAUAUGUUCUUCUAUCCUUUUAUAUUUAUUUAUAAAAUAUUUGCAAAGUGCUAAAAAUAAGAAAAAUGAUAUGCUAUUAAUGAAUGAGCAUGCAAUAUUUAGUGAAGUAAUUUUUGUUGAUAUUUUUGAUGAUGAAACAUAUAUUUUGAAGUUAAUUAAAAUUAUCGAAGAAAUAUUUGAACUUUUAGAGAAAAGUAAUGACAAAAAUUAUGCGGAAAAAGAAGAGGAAGAAAAUAGCACACAAAGAAAGAAUAUAUCUCCUAUAGCAUAUAAGGACCAAAUUACUUUUAAUAAGGGUGUUUUUAAAAAAAAAAUUAACAAAAUAUAUUUUACAGUGCUAAAAAGUAAUUAUUUUAUAAAAGAAGAGCAUCAAGAUAAAUUUUUGCAAAGUUAUGAUGCAGUAAAAAAAGAAAAGAAUUAUUAUUUGAAUUAUAUAAAUGAGUUAAUUAUAUAUAAUAACAUAUUAAAAUAUUGUAAAGACGAACAAAUUAAUUAUGUACUUUGGGGAAAUAAUGCAAAUAAUAUUUCAAAUAAGUCUUUUUUAUAUACAAUAAUUGGUAAUGGUAUUAAUAUACCGUUAUGUACGAGUUAUAUUGAUAAUAGGUAUGAACCUAUAAAAUUUAUUAAGCCUUUAAAAGACUUAUUAGAUAAAGAAAUAUAUAUUUAUGCCUUUUACAAAGAUAUUAAAUAUGGUUAUAAUAAAAUAUUCGAUGGAAAUAUAUUAUACAGUGCUAUAAAUAAUUUACUAUCAAAUUUAGAUUCAAAAAAUAAUACAACAUCUAUUGUUAAUAAUACAUGUAAUCAUUUAGUUAAUUUAAUGGAUUACACACGUAAAGAUCAAAAGAUUGUAUCACAUUCCUGUGAAAGCAAUUAUGAUAUAAUUGAAAAACGGGAUGAUAAAAGUAUUAAUUGGGAUAACAAUGAUGCAAACAAUAAUACAAAUGAAAAUGAAAAAAAAAAAGAAAGCAGUUUAAAUUCUGAUGAAACAAAAUCAUCAAAUAAUAAUAUUUAUGAAAAUUUAAAUAAUUAUAAUAAAAAUUCUUUAUGUUAUAUUUGUUCUGGUAAUAAAGAAACACCAGAAGAGAAGAAUUUUAUAUAUAAAAUGAACAAAAUUCAGACAAAAUAUAUUAUAAGAAUGAAAUACACAGAUAAUAUAUGCUCUACUUGUUUGAAUAUAUUUUCAUCUAAUGAAAGGUUUUUUAAUUUGUUCGAUGCUCUUAUAUAA